AUGGAGUCGCGCGCAGGGGACACCGCGGACCUUAGAGGGAGCAGAGGAGGUCGCGGCCUUCCCUUAUCCGCCGGCCCCAGGUCCCGUCAGCUCCUGGCACGGCUGGACGCGCGCCCCCUGGCGGCCAGAGCUGCGACCGACCUGUCAGCGCUGGUACGAAGGGCGGGCACCACCUUGCGCCUGCGCAAGGAGGCUGUCAGUGUUCUGGACUCUGCGGAUAUAGAAGUCACAGACAGUCGCCUACCUCAUGGCACUCUUGUGGAACAUCGGUCCCAGGCCGGCGACCACGUGCUCCAUAUCAAUGGAGAGUCAACGCAGGGCCUCACUCAUGCCCAGGUCGUGGAGAGGAUCCGCUCUGGAGGCCCCCGGCUCCACCUUGUGCUCCGCAGGCCUCUAGAGCCCCAACCCGGCAAGCUUGAAGGGGUUGGGAGGGCCCCUGAAGGGAAUCUACCAUCCCCAGAUUGCAGCCCAGAUCCUAGGGGUCCGGAGAUGAGGUCUAGCAAUACCAGCCUUUCCCCAAUUCACCGCUCUCGAUCCAGUAGGACGCCCAAGACCCGGGGUGGCCAGGAGCCUAGUCCAGAGGCAGUGGUCGACCGUCCCGAGCUUCCUACUCCGGAGCACCACGCAGAGGACCUGGACGAUCGUAUCCCUAGUUCCCCUAGUUCUCCGGGGCCUUGGCUGGUGCCCAGCGAGGAGCGGCUCUCACAGGCCCUAGGGGUCCCCGGGGCCGCGAAGAUCGCCCAGGAGAUGGCAGCUGGAAGGCGGAGGCACUGAGCCUACAUCAGACAGCUCUGUACUCAACCUGAAUCUGGCGUGCCCGACGGCCGGCCGUGCACUAGCAUCUCCCUGGGAACUUCCACUUGGUUUCCCCCCCUCCCCCGCUGCGCAGUCGACUGGCCCACACUCCCAUCACAGCGGCAGUGGUACGGCCCUCCCGGAACCUGCCCUUUUCCCAGGCCAGCGCUUCUUGUUCAGGGCGAGGGAGGUAAUAAAAUGGUUGGAUCCAGUCUUGAUUACCCAGGUGAUCCGGGCGGGGUGGGGCUUCCCAGUCCACCUUGGAAAGGAGGGGGUGGGCGGUCUGGUUUUGAGGAGGGUCUUCACUUCUGGGGGUCUUCCGCCCAGCGUACUUGCUCCCCAGUCCUUUUCCUGCUCCUGUUCUCACUCAUUCAUCUCACCCUUUCGGAGGUGUGCAGGAGCUCACACAUGAUUCUUGCGCAUGGCGUGGGGAAUGCAGAGGUGGUCUGUUAUGGUGGGAGUACGCCAGUAUACGCACUGCUGCGGCUCGGAAUCCUCCUGACUCUUGGCUGAAGUCGGGAUAGCAAAUCUAGAAGCAGGGCGGUGUCCUUUGCAGGAGCCUGCGGUCUCCCACUUCCGGCCUAAAAGGCCAGCUUUUACUGGCACAAAGACUGCCACCCUUCUGGCACAGGCUGGGGCCCUGGAGCCCCCUUUGGGACAGAGCCGGGAAGGUGUGAGUCAGCGCCCCGGGCGGGCCAGGCUAAAAAAGGCUCUUAGUAGUUGGGCUGCGCCCCCCCUCCCCUUUCCCAUAGAUGGUGACAUACCACGGUCGGGCUUGUGUGCACACGCCUUAUGUUGGGCGUUCCCGGUCCCAGAAGAGAUCCAGAGUGUUCUCCUCUACCCUGGGAACUGAGCCCCACAACCCGGGCUUAUAUGGACAGGGGAAUUCCAAGCCGGGUACCCCUGAGACAGGUGCUGACUGAUGUCAGAGAAGUCCAGUCACCUCUGUUGUCACCACAUUCUGAACAUUCAGGCCCAUCCCCCAAGGAGGGAAGCUGUGGUCUGACCUGAACAGGCAACUUUUGCCCCAGUGGGGAAAGGAGAGAAAUUACAGGACCUGAGCGUGAGAGUCCCUAUGUGAGGCACUGGAAUGGAGACGGGUUUGCAAAGCCAAAACUGGAUUAGCUGGUAGCUGUAGUACGGGAGGUGAACAUUUGUGGAGGCUUCUUUUUUUUUUUUUUUUUUUUUGAGACAAGGUCUCACUGCAUAGCCCAGGC
This is a messenger RNA of Castor canadensis (American beaver), 2012 nucleotides long. The record is from RefSeq and is a predicted model, not a curated record. NCBI's taxonomy places the organism in Eukaryota, Metazoa, Chordata, Mammalia, Rodentia, Castoridae.